CGCUGAAGGAGAGUUCCGGGCCAAAAGAGGGGCGAACAGUUUCCGGGUCUCCUGGAGGCUCAUUCCUUGGCAGGCUAUACCCCACCGCUUUCCCUAUUAGUUCACUCCUACCCGGUCCAGAAGCACAGGUGAUACGAACCCAAACCGGAGCGUGCAGAGCCGAGUUUCAGCGCGGCUGCGCAGGGCACAAGCACAUCCUCGCUGGAGUCUCGGCGAUUGGCUGUGACGUAAUUUCCGGUGUGAGCGGCGAAAGCCGGGAGGGCGAGCGAGAGAGCGAGCAGGCAGUAGGCAGCCGGCUGGCGGGCGGACGGACGGCACGGAGGGAGGGAGCGAGCGAGCAGUGAGUGUGCCAGCGAGGGCGGCCGGGUCCCGAGGGCAGCCGAAAUUCCUCAGGUCCCUCCGGCCCCCUCCCCGGAGCCGACAGCGCCUCCGGUCUCCAGCGGAGCGGACACGGCCCGGCCCGGCCAUGGCCUCGUUGCUGAAGGUGGAUCAGGAAGUGAAGCUCAAGGUUGAUUCUUUCAGGGAGCGGAUCACAAGUGAGGCAGAAGAUUUGGUGGCAAAUUUUUUCCCAAAGAAGUUGUUAGAACUUGAUAGUUUUUUGAAGGAACCAAUCCUAAACAUCCAUGACCUAACUCAGAUCCACUCGGACAUGAAUCUCCCAGUCCCUGACCCCAUUCUUCUCACCAAUAGCCAUGAUGGACUGGAUGGUCCCACUUACAAGAAGCGAAGAUUGGAUGAGUGUGAAGAGGCCUUCCAAGGAACUAAGGUGUUUGUGAUGCCCAACGGGAUGCUAAAAAGCAACCAGCAGCUGGUGGACAUUAUUGAGAAAGUGAAACCUGAGAUCCGGCUGCUGAUUGAGAAAUGUAACACGGUCAAAAUGUGGGUACAGCUCCUAAUUCCCAGAAUAGAAGAUGGGAACAACUUUGGGGUGUCCAUUCAGGAGGAGACAGUUGCAGAACUAAGAACUGUUGAGAGUGAAGCUGCAUCUUAUCUGGACCAGAUUUCUAGAUAUUACAUUACAAGAGCCAAAUUGGUUUCUAAAAUAGCUAAAUAUCCCCAUGUGGAGGACUAUCGUCGCACCGUGACAGAGAUUGAUGAGAAAGAAUAUAUCAGCCUUCGGCUCAUUAUAUCAGAGCUGAGGAAUCAAUAUGUCACUCUACAUGACAUGAUCCUGAAAAAUAUCGAGAAGAUCAAACGGCCCCGGAGCAGCAACGCAGAGACACUGUACUGAGGCCAGGGCCAGAGCCAGGGGACUCUGUGAGUCUGGCUCAAGACCGACAUUGCCUUGGUUUGUUACAUGACUAUCGUGAUGGGGAAACUGGCUGGAAAUAGUAAUCACACCUCUCUGUUUUUAGUUAGAGUCUAAUGAAACUCUCAUCUAGUUCUGUGAUGUGUUUACCUCUUUUUUCAGGCCUCAGGAACUCUUCUAUUUCCUUCCCUAAUACCCCACACCCAACCUGUCCUAAUUUCUGGAGAACUCCAGGUUUGUGUGUGCAGGAUGUUGGCACAAGAAUACUUGUAUUUUCUCUCUCCUCCUCUCUCCCUCCUGUGUCUUGGGCUUUGUGCUUUCUUCAUUUUGAUGAUUAGUUGGUUAGAAGCUGAGGGAAUUGGAAGGAAAGUACUAGGUGUUUUUUAGGAACUGGGGUGACACGGACCAGCUUCUCUCUUCCUUACAUCAGGUUAGUGUUUCUUGCCUCUGUGGGACAUUGAAUCCUCCCUGCCACAGUUGCCCUGGUGAUGAUUUAGGAUUUCCCAUCUACUUACAUCCCACCUUGAACUUGAUCAUGACAAGGAACACCUUAGGCCUUCAGCUUAAUCCCUAUCUCCUUCAGAUGUUUUUAUUAUGGGGAUUUUCACAGACGUGUGUGCAUAUAUAUACCUGUACAGAUGUGCACACAUGCUCCUUACCCAACAUACCCUCUCCCCUCCAUGAUACGGUCCCUGUCACAUACCUUUCAGGAGGUGAUAGUGAAUUUUUAAUGUUAACUACCCAGAUAAAAGUCCUAUGCCCAUCCUCCCUCCUGAUGGUGAAGCUUUUUGGUGCCCAGGGGGAGUUGGAGGACAACCAAGAGGUGAGAAGCAGAGGGACUGGGGAAGGCCUCUUCCUCUGACCGGGGCCCUUUUUGACAUUAUUGCAAAGGCUCCUGUGACUCCUGGUGGUUUUCCCAGGCCAGUUGUAAAUUGGGGUGGGAGUGUCUGCAACUGUGAGGUCCAGAUGCUGCUGCUCCUGUUGGGCUUUCCCUUUGGGAAAUUUUUCUCUUAUUUAUAGUAUUGUGCUUCCAGGGAAAGCAAUCAUUUGUGUGUAUAUUUACACAUACACACACAUAUGCACAUUGUGUAUGUGGAAAUAUGCUGGGCAAAAACCAUAGAAGAGUUGCCUCCUAUCUCUUGAAUCUUCCAGAGAUAUCACUUAUUGUUACAGCUUUCAUGUUAACCCUCAUUGGCCCCCAGCUUUUUCUUCUACCAGUGCUGGAGAGUCAGUAUAUGCAGUCAGCCUGCCAGUGACUCUCAGUGUCUAUUUCUGACUUUUAUUCUUCCCAUCUCUGUCUUCCAAUUCCCAAUCAUAUUUCCAUCUGGGAUGCAUCAUUUUUACUCCCAAUAUUCUGUAGAGAAGGAGUCAGGAUGCUGUCUUCCCAUGAAUAGUACUCAGUAACAAACCAAUUGCAUUUUAGUUGGGCAGUGCCCCCACCCACCCUCCAGAUCCCUUUCAGCUAAAACCCUUCCCUUCCCCCACCAUGUGUUUCUCAGUUUCCCUUUUUGUUUGUUGGAUUGUUCCGCUGCCUCUCCUCACCCUACUACCCUUGAAUUGUAAUGUAAAAUUCUUUUACCAUGUCAAGAAAUUAUUAAAAAUACAGGUACUUUGACCUCUUU
Nycticebus coucang (slow loris) is the source of this 2871-nucleotide messenger RNA. RefSeq names its product proteasome activator subunit 3 (gene PSME3). The transcript is spliced from 11 exons. Gene Ontology annotation, biological process: regulation of proteasomal protein catabolic process; regulation of G1/S transition of mitotic cell cycle; positive regulation of endopeptidase activity. The coding region runs from base 467 to 1231 and encodes 254 amino acids. Gene Ontology annotation, molecular function: endopeptidase activator activity. The record is from RefSeq and is a predicted model, not a curated record. Lineage: Eukaryota; Metazoa; Chordata; Mammalia; Primates; Lorisidae. Gene Ontology annotation, cellular component: proteasome activator complex; nucleoplasm; cytoplasm.